Chrysemys picta bellii (western painted turtle) is the source of this 6586-nucleotide messenger RNA. It is a transcript of the gene WDR17, whose product is annotated as WD repeat domain 17. The record is from RefSeq and is a predicted model, not a curated record. NCBI's taxonomy places the organism in Eukaryota, Metazoa, Chordata, Testudines, Emydidae. Gene Ontology annotation, molecular function: protein binding.
CAAUCAGCUUGCGGCUGGACUGAGGAGGCGGGCCCCGCUGGUUGCCUGGGUGACGGGUUGGUUGGUUUCACCCCCAGCCGAGGGGACAGUGGCGGUGCGGGCAGCGGGCAGUAGUGACCAAAGGCUCCACUCAGGAUCACAGUCUGCUUGUGCUACUUGCUGCACACAGGGAGCCAUGGUGCCUUGAAGAAUUUACAAUUUAAACAGACAAGACAUAAACCUAGUAAUAGAGAUGAUAUAAGCAAAAUGUCAAAGGCAAAGAUGUCACAGGUUAAGCAAGUGGGCCUUUUAGCUGCUGGAUGUCAGCCUUGGAACAAAGAUGUAUGUGCUGCUAGUGGGGAUAGAUUUGCUUAUUGUGCCACACUUGCUAUUUAUAUUUACCAGUUGGAUCACCGAUAUAAUGAAUUCAAACUCCGGGCAAUUAUGUCUGAGCAUAAAAAGACAAUCACAGCAAUAUCUUGGUGUCCCCACAACCCUGACAUGUUUGCAAGUGCCAGUGCAGAUAAUUUAGUGAUCAUUUGGAAUGUGGCUGAACAAAAAGCUGUUGCAAAACUGGACAGUACAAAAGGGGUUCCUGCCUCACUUAGUUGGUGCUGGAAUGCAGGUGAUGCAGUUGCAUUUGUUUCCCAUAGAGGCCCAUUGUAUAUUUGGACUAUCUCAGGACCAGACAGUGGGGUAGCUGUACAUAAAGAAGCACAUAGUUUCUUGUCAGACAUUUGUCUAUUUAGAUGGCAUCCAAAGAAGAAAGGAAAAGUAGUAUUUGGACACACUGAUGGAAGUCUUUCUAUUUUUCAACCAGGUUCUAAGAGUCAGAAACAUGUCCUAAGACCAGAGUCUCUUGAAGGGACAGAUGAGGAGGAUCCAGUGACAGCCCUGGAAUGGGACCCUCUGUCGACUGAUUAUCUUCUUGUUGCUAAUUUACAUAAUGGCAUUCGACUAGUUGAUUCUGAGUCUCUCUGCUGUAUCACAGUAUUUAAUUUUCCUAGUGCAGCAGCAUCAGUUCAGUGCUUAGCCUGGGUUCCUAGUGCUCCUGGAAUGUUUAUUACUGGAGAUUCUCAGGUUGGAGUGUUACGUAUUUGGAAUGUUUCACGCACAACACCUAUAGAUAAUUUUAAAUUGAAGAAAACAGGGUUCCAUGGUUUACAUGUGCUCAAUUCUCCUCCAAAGAAAAAGUCACUUUCAUCACAUUCUCCUACUAAAAAUCAUCAUACAUCAUCUACCAGUGAGGCCGUUCCACCCCCAACUCUAACCCAAAACCAAGCAUUCUCUCUUCCUCCUGGCCAUGCUGUCUGCUGUUUUAUGGAUGGUGGAGUGGGACUUUAUGACAUGGGAGCCAAGAAAUGGGAUUUCCUUAGAGAUUUGGGACAUGUUGAAACCAUCUUUGACUGUAAAUUCAAACCCGAUAACCCUGACCUUCUAGCUACAGCAUCAUUUGAUGGGACAAUAAAAGUUUGGGAUAUAAACACUUUAACAGCAGUCUACACCUCUCCUGGGAAUGAGGGGGUCAUUUAUUCUCUUUCUUGGGCUCCAGGGGAUUUGAACUGCAUAGCUGGUGCAACCUCCAGGAAUGGUGGUUUUAUCUGGGAUGUCCCUAGAGGCAAAAUGGUAACCCGGUUCAGUGAGCAUGGAAAGAAUGGAAUCUUCUGCAUUGCCUGGAGUCAUAAAGAUUCCAAAAGAAUAGCGACCUGCAGUGGCGAUGGAUUCUGUAUUAUUCGAACCAUUGAUGGCAAAGUUCUUCACAAGUACAAACAUCCAGCUGCAGUUUUUGGUUGUGAUUGGAGCCAAAACAACAAAGAUAUGAUAGCCACUGGAUGUGAAGAUAAAAAUGUUCGUGUUUAUUACCUAGCAACAAGCUCUGAUCAGCCACUGAAGGUUUUUACGGGGCAUACUGCAAAGGUGUUUCAUGUAAGGUGGUCUCCUCUGAGAGAAGGAAUCCUCUGCAGUGGUUCUGAUGAUGGCACUGUUCGAAUAUGGGAUUACACACAAGAUGCUUGUAUAAAUGUUCUUAGUGGACAUACAGCACCAGUACGGGGACUAAUGUGGAAUACUGAAAUCCCUUACCUAUUAAUAUCAGGCAGCUGGGACUAUACAAUUCGGGUGUGGGACACAAGAGAUGGAACCUGUCUAGACACAGUUUAUGAUCAUGGUGCAGAUGUAUAUGGAUUAACAUGUCAUCCUAGUCGUCCAUUCACUAUGGCCUCUUGUUCUCGUGACUCCACUGUGAGACUUUGGUCUUUAACACCGCUGAUAAACCCUCUCCAAAUAAAUAUCCUGGCAGACAGAUCUUGGGAUGAGAUCAUUGGCAAUACUGAUCGUGCUGUGGAACCAGGUGCUCCUCCCUUGCUAUGUGGUAAAGUAUCCAGGGAUAUUAAACAGGAGGUGGACAAGCUGAUUGGUAAUCCUCGAGGGAAAAAACUAAGGUGGUUUUCAGAAUGUUUGUCACCUCCAGGAGGCAGUAAAAAUUUAUGGGACCUCGUUGCUGUAAUAAAAGGACAGGACGAUAGCUUGCUUCCACAAAAUUACUGCAAAGGAAUUAUGCAUAUGAAACAUCUGGUUAGAUUUAGAAUGUCCAAAGCCCAAGAACUAACAACAGUAAAAAUGUCCAAAUUUGGAGGAGGUAUUGGUGCACCUAGCAAGGAGGAAAGGCUAAAAGAAGCAGCGGAAAUACAUUUAAGAUUAGGACAAAUUCAGAGAUACUGUGAACUUAUGGUGGAGCUUGGAGAGUGGGACAAAGCACUCUCAGUUGCACCAGGUGUUUCUAUGAAAUACUGGAAGAAGCUAAUGCAAAGGAGAGCUGACCAGUUAAUUCAGGAGGAAAAUGAUGAUGUUAUCCCAUACUGCAUAGCUACUGGUGAUGUGGAGAAACUAGUCACUUUUUUUACUUCAAGAGGCCAACUUAAAGAGGCUCUGCUUGUUGCACAGGCAGCUUGUGAGGGAAAUAUGCAAAUCUUACAGCUUUCAGCAUCAAAUGGAUCUUCAAAUACUGAUGGAAAUUUGGAAGAUUACAAUGAACUCCUCCACAGAGUCAGUAAAGAACUGGCAGAGUGGUAUUUCCAGGAUGGCCGUGCAGUGCUUGCAGCGUGUUGCCAUCUAGCUGUUGAGAAUAUUGAGCUUGCCAUGGCAAACCUGAUUCGUGGAAAUGAACUGGAGUUGGCAGUCAGUGUGGGUACUGUCUUAGGAGAAAGUGCAGCGCAAGCAACACAUUAUGCUCUAGAGUUACUAGCAAGAAAAUGUAUGACAGUAACAACAUGCUUUCCAUCUCUUGGAUACAGGGACUUGGCAGCAGAUCUUCUCAUGAUGACUCCCAAUAAUGAACUGCAGUUAGUAAAGCUAUGUGCUUUCUAUCCUGGAUCCACAGCAGAGAUAAAUGACCUACAUGAAAAGUGUAAUCUACCAGAUGUAGAAGAGUGUAUGCAGCUAGCAGAGACUGCUCAGGCAAAUGGGGACAUAUUUGAAAUCAUAAAAUACUAUUUGUUAAGUACAGAACCAGAAAAAGCCCUUCCUCUUGGCAUUCAAUAUAUUAAAGAACAAAUCAGUAGCUCAGAUUGGACUUUGGAUUCAGUGUGUCCCUUUCUUGAUCUUCUAAGCUAUAUACGCACUGAAAGAUUAGUGCUGCAUAAAUGUAGUGAAGUUCGGAAUGAGCUGCUGAUAUUGUCUGGUUACGCUGGUGCUUUACUUGCUAUUAGAAGACAGUAUGCUAGCAUUGUACCUGCACUUUAUGAAUACACAAGUCAGCUUUUAAAACGACGGGAGGUAUCUGUACCCCUGAAAAUUGAACAGCUUUCUGAGGAACUAGAUGCUUGGAGAGCUUGUACUCAGUUCGUCAACAAAUCUACUGAUGAAUUAUCAUAUACCCCUCCAUCCGAAUCACAGAGAAUGGUUUAUUCAACAUUGGUAUCACGAAUAAAAGAAGAGCCUCUUAAAGGAAUUAUUGGACCAGAUUACGUCACUGGGUCUAAUCUUCCUAGUCACUCAGAUGUUCACAUCUCUUGUUUGACAGGGUUAAGGAUACAGGGUCCAGUGUUUUUCCUUGAAGAUGGAAAAUCAGCUAUUUCACUGAAUGAUGCUUUGAUGUGGGCCAAAGUGAAUCCCUUCUCACCAUUAGGAACAGGAAUACGACUCAACCCAUUCUGAUAAGACUUUUUCCUCUGUAGUGCUUAAAACAAGUAACAUCCAGUAGGUUAACAUUACUUUAACCUUGAUUGUUGAAGGAUAGAAAGAUGGCAGUUGAUUCUUCCUGAAGGACAAUUAUUUGAAUUUUGCAAAAUGUAAAUGAGAAAAUGAAAAAUAGAUUUAUAUAUAUAUAUAUAAAGUUAUAUGAUAAUCCAAAGAAAAAAUGUCCUUACAUAAUUGACAGCCAUGUUUUUUUAAAAAAGAGAAUACUGUCAGACAACAUAAAAACAUUUCAGUAAUUUUUUGUGAGCAAAUUGUAAACCAAGUAAAGAAAUAUCUGAACAUUAGCAAAAUACUGGGGUAGCUGAAACUGUGAAAUUCAGAAGACAUUAUUAAAUACAUCAGUAUGCAUUUAUGCUUUUAUGAAUUGCCACUGAGAUACAGCUGAGUUUCAUACAUUCUGUAUGCCCUUUUGUUUGUAUCUAAUACUUGGUAAAAUGUGAUUCUAAAGAGUGAUAGUGUAAAUUAAAUGACAACAUAGUCAAAAUACUUCAAUUUUUAAUUAAAAAAUCUUUCCAUACAAUAAAUAUUGAAGCUUUAACAGGAAAAGAGAAGUCAUUUUGAUGAAUAUCUAGAUUAGGAUAAAUUAUUCUAUUUUCUAAUAAAUCCAUCUUUAGCACUUCCCCCAUUAUAUUUUAUUGAGCGCUAAAAUGUGUUCUAUGAACCUUAUUUUUUAAUAAAUAGCUUGUAAGUAAUAAACAGCUUAUUUAAUGAAAAUUAUUGAAAUACAUUAUGUAAAUUAAAAUUUUUGUUUUUUAAUUUUGUAUAGAUUGUAAAAAUUUGUAUGGUAUUGAGGAUCUGAUACAUAAAUAUGUGGGCAUUGCUUUAUUUAGUUGGAUGGUUAGUUCACAUAUAGUAUCAUGUGCGCAAAUGAAAGAAAAAAUGAUGGCAGUAGAAUAUUUUAUUCUAAAAAUUGUUCAUAAUAUCGAAUACCUGCCUGAGAAGACCAGUUGUUCACAGAUAGAAUUGUUCUUCCAUCAAAUAGUAUUAGAAAUCCUUUUGCUGGGUUCCCUGAUCUGCAUGUUAGUGGCACUGUUCUCAUCAGCUUCACUUUCUCUUUCCCCUGCCUCUCCCUCCCCGCCCCCCCCCAAAAACAAACAAACAUUAUUCUGGUUACGAUAUCAAGAGAUAAUAAUAAAAAUGACUGAAAAUGUUUUAAAUAACCUGUUCAAAAUAGGAAUAACACAAGAUAUAGCCCUUCUCAUCGUAAAAUGCCUUGCAAACCUAAUCCUCACACGAUCCCUAUGAGGUAGUAAGGAAUGUCCUCAUUUUACUAAGUGGAAACUGAGAUAGAGAGGCUAGCUGAUCAGCCCUAGGCUACAGAGGAAGUUAAAACUCAGGAAUUCUAUGAAAUAUGGAAAAAACAAACAUUUUUCUUUUUUUAGUUUAAAGUUAAUAAUUUUAUUCCACAAAGGGCUUAUUGAAUUUAUUACAGAUUUUUGGCGCCUCAAAUAAAUAGUACAUCCUAACUACCAGCCCUUGUUUUGCAAGAGAGUUAGGUAUCACUUUAUUGCUUCUACCAUUUGAGAUUUGUUUCUCUUUGUUUAAUUAUAUGGAGUUUGGGGAAUGAGAGUUGGAAUUCAGAAAAAAGAACCAUUAUACUAAUUUGUGGAAGAACUAUAACCGCUCCAGCUGUGAAUAAACUAUGGUUAUUUUUGUUGAAUCAAAGAUCAGUAGUUACCUUGUGCUGUGUGACUUGUAUGUCCGAUGUGUAUGUAAAAGAAAUAUAGGCAUUUUCAGAUGGGGAAAGAUGGAGAGGAUUGAUCAUAAACACCAAAGUUUGUUUAACUGUAUGAAUUGGAAUCUGAAGGAUUGACUCAACUGCCACUCUAUUCUUUAAAUCUUUGGUAAUAUCCUGAAGAUUUGUACUUAAGUCUUUUAAAUAAUUAUAAAUAUGUAGUAAAACUGCAUCAAUUUGUGGAAGUUGUGCCUUAGUGUGGAAUCUCAGACAAAUCUAUUCCCGCUUUUGACACUGAGGGAGGCAAAUUAUUUUUUCAUUGUUAGGUUUAGAGUAUAAAAAUUGAGUUAAAGGGCAUUUUUUAUAUUAGAAAUAUGUCUGCUAAUAGUCUUUGUGAACAAAAAUUAUGUUGUAUUUGCUUUAAGGUAGUCCUUACCCUAUGUGGGGGGAAAACGUAAGAAAACAUAUUGUAAAUGUGCAUUUACUGUUACAAUAAAUGUAGUCGUAACUGUCAAAACAUAGCUGCAUCAAUGUUUUCCAAAAUAAUUUCAGGUUGUUUGCUAAAAUGUGAUUUCAUUGUCAAGCAGAACUGCUCAACUAUAGCUAUUUCCCCUCCAUAUUAAAAAAAAAAUUUCUGAUGUCUUCACCUUCAAAUAAUUGCUAUACAGUGUCUGAAUUUCUCUAUUGCUUUCCAGGCAAAAAUACUAAAAGCCGUAAAACUUUUAUAUCCUGUAA